AUGGCCACUUCUACCAUCAACCGGGAGUCAUGGGACUCACUUUCAUCCACGUUCGCAAACCUCGAGGUUUCAUUUUCGCAGGACAGCUGCUAUGGGUCCGAUGAAGUAUCGGUCUCGUCCAAUAACGCUGCACCGUUGCAGCCAACCGCUUCAACCUACACCAUCAAACCGGAGCGCCCUAACCUUCCGCCAUUCUUGAAGUCAAUCCUCAAGAACUCGCGCUCCGAUGAGCAAUGUGACACCGAUUCGGAGUCGGAGUCAGAAUCCGGCUAUGGGUCAGAUGACAUGGAAUCCGAAUACGAUGCUCUCUCUGAAGGCGAGAGUGAUGAAGACGAGGAUGACGAUAUGUCUGAUUUCUCUGUCUGGGAAGAGACUUCUCAAGACGUUCCUGAAACCCGUCAAGACCACACCGAUUCAUUUGACGUUUCUUUCAUCGGAUUUGAGGCAGCUGUUCAUUUCAGCCCAUCUGUCCAGUACAUCGAUACCCCAGAAUACACCGAGGAUGAAGAGGAAGGCUCGGAUUCCCAAAUGACUGUCCAUGAAAUGAUGCUUCUUUCCCUGCAGUCAGGCGGCUCCCAGGGCUCCUUGGUUCAGUCCGAUGCGGACGAUAUGUCAGAUGACCUCUGCGAUGAUAGAGAAUUCGUUCAAAAUUGCACUCAUCAUCCUGAAGAAUACACUCUCGACGGUGUUGACUUGGAUCGCAAUCUCUUCGUCGCGUUGAUCAACGGUAUCCAUGGGAUUGCCGAUCACAAAUACAAGAGCUAUCUUCGCCUUCAUGUCGACAGCAUUCGUCUGGGCCACGAAACAGAGCCCAUGCACCCCGACGAUCCCCCGUGCAUGUAUCUCGAUUCAAUCGUCACUCACGUCAUCGGCAUUUUUCGCAACCUCCUCGCAGUGGAUGAGCUUGAUCGCCUAGUUGCCCUGCGCAAUGAAGAUCUAUGCGACCAGUCGACAGAUUCCGAUUCCUCGGGCAAAUCUGCGAGCGCCCAUCUCCUUCUCGACAAGAUCGAGCACCUGCUCCUCAACAGGUUGGCAAGUGGUCGUGUCGACAUCAGCCCAGAUGAAUUGAGUUUCCUUGCUGGUGGCGUUGCCCAUGCUCUGGGAACGCAGGACUUGCCUGCAUCAACGGCAAUUACGGUCGAAUAA
This is a messenger RNA of Penicillium manginii, 1146 nucleotides long. RefSeq lists its product as uncharacterized. The transcript has a single exon. The record is from RefSeq and is a predicted model, not a curated record. Lineage: Eukaryota; Fungi; Ascomycota; Eurotiomycetes; Eurotiales; Aspergillaceae. The coding region runs from base 1 to 1146 and encodes 381 amino acids.